Messenger RNA from Scutellospora calospora, 786 nucleotides. The record is from the annotation of a GenBank genome assembly. NCBI's taxonomy places the organism in Eukaryota, Fungi, Glomeromycota, Glomeromycetes, Diversisporales, Gigasporaceae.
AUGGUCGAACCUGAUCCAACAACGAUUAUAUGGAGAGACCUAGACUGGAUUCUCGCGCAACCGGAUGGGUUAAAUUCGGAUAAUGUUUUAAGUUACUUUGAAAUGUCACCAUUUUGGGAUCCACAAUGUAAUAACGCUAGUUUGAAAAUGCAAACGCGUUUUAAUGAUUUAAAAGAUCUUACGAUGCUUUUGAAGAAAAUGAAGGGAAUUGAAUUCCAGGUGGUGCACGAAAGGCCUCCAGCUCUGUGGGUUAUUCGAAAGCAAAAUCGCCUUGCUGAACGGGAAGUUAACUUAGUUGCAACAUAUUAUAUUUUGAAUUAUAAUAUUUAUCAAGCACCAAGCUUAUAUUCAAUCAUCGGAAAUCGAGUUUUGACAAGCCUUUAUCAAUUACAUCUUGCAUUUAAUACAGCAUAUCAAAAUGUUGAAUUUCAUCCUGCUACUGGAUAUACAUGGAAAGUUGGAGAUGCUCAGACGGGGACAUCAAAAUCUCGAAUAGUUCAACAAGAUCCUGCCGAAUUAUUAGAAUUUCGUAAUGGAGUAGAACGUGCAUUUAAAUCUACUAGAAUUAAAAUGACUCAACAAAUCAAUCAAGUUUUCGCACAGUCACAAGAGAAAAUACAAGAGUUGACUGCUGGAAGUCAAAAUGAUAUGAUUGUCUCUGAACAAACUCCGAAUCAACCGCCUGCACAGCCUUCAAGCCCCACUCAACAAAGUGCAGAUAAUAUUACCAAAAGACGCAAAAAGAGUGAAGAUAUUGGAAAAAAGAAAAAGAAGAGUAUAUCAUGA